Molecule: messenger RNA, 1604 nt
Organism: Hypanus sabinus (Atlantic stingray)
Lineage: Eukaryota; Metazoa; Chordata; Chondrichthyes; Myliobatiformes; Dasyatidae
Gene: olah
Product: oleoyl-ACP hydrolase
Exons: 7
Coding region: 61-825 (254 amino acids)
Biological process (GO): lipid biosynthetic process
Source: RefSeq, a predicted model, not a curated record
CCGUGUUGUACAGAGGGAGCUGCAAGACGAGCUAAAUCCAGCAAGGCAACCACUUUAGAAAUGGAUAAACUAGUGAACUGUAUGUAUAGAAAACCUGAAGCUCUCUUCAGACUUAUCUGCUUUCCCUGGGCUGGAGGUGGAUCGAUAUCUUAUGCUCAGUGGGGAAAACACUUCAAUAAUUCUAUUGAAGUUUAUUCUAUACGUCUUCCUGGAAGAGAGACUCGUUCUAAGGAACCUUUUAUGCAGGACUUCCAGCAUCUCAUUGAUGAAAUUGCCACCAUCUUACUGCCUAGUCUUAAAGAGAAACCCUUUGCAUUUUUUGGUCACAGUUUAGGGGCAUACCUGAGUUUUGCUACAGCAGAGUACAUUAAACGAAAGCACAGUUUGGAGCCUGUCCAUCUGUUUGUAUCUGGUGCUUCAGCACCACAUUCUGCAGCUCGAUCCUUUGGCCAGAAAAAGUAUGAGCUCCCAGAUGAUGAAUUCUUGAAAUGGAUGACAUCCAUCGGUGGUACCCCGUCUGAAAUUCUUACAAAUAAAGACAUUCUGCAACUGUUUGUUCCAGUUUUAAAAGCAGAUCUUAGACUUUUGGACUUAAUUAGAUAUGAAAAACCACAGAUGAAACCUUUCUUCUGUUCUAUCAGCAGCUUUGAUGGAAAAGAGGAUGUACCACAUGACCUUGAGGCAUGGAAAGACUUAACAACUGGAGAAUUUACCAUCAUAAAGCUUUCUGGAGGCCAUUUUUACCUCAAGGAGCCAGAUAAUGAAAAGUUUUUAAUAGACUACAUCACAAAACAUUUAGAAACUGCAGAGGUGGACUACCUUUAGAAGUGUUUCAGUUUGGGUGUUCUAACCUCACAAUCACCACAUUGUCCAAGAGUGGUCAGCUUUUAAUUAGAACUUCAAUGUCUCAUUAAUGCCAUGAUUUUUCUUAAUAUUUUUUAAAGAAUCUGAAAUACCACAAUUCAAAUAAUUAGAAGGCAUUGUGAAAUAUGAAACUUAUUAAUUGUUAAACUGACCAUGUUUUAACCAAGUGCCAUGUUUUUAAAAUUGUAAAUAGUCUGUAUAUCUAAACACAAACAUCAUAAAAUAAUUGCAGUUCAGUCAUUAUUAAUUUAUGUUGUAUAGUAAAAGGAGUAACAAAGAUUUAGUGUUUCCACAUGGAUCCUGUUCCAUGGGUGUCAAAUUAGGCUGGCGUAGUAAGAUGUGAAUUUAAAUUACUGGCAAAAAAAAUCCCUCCUUUGCUCUUUCACCACAAACAACAUUCAAGUUGUAAGCAGGGCAAAAUUUUCAAUAUGGUAGGAAUGUUCCCUAAUAUACUAUUAUGGGGUUUUUUGGAAACAUAAAGCUAAAGACAAAUUUCAUAUUACAAUUUACAAGAUAUGUUUGGUAGAAACUGCCAGAUUUGCAUUCUGCCUUCAAAUUGUGCCCUUCAGAAAUUUCAGGGCUGACCUGUUUACUCAUUCCAUCACUGCAACCUUUUGUAACAUCUUUGUUCAUGCUUGCAACAAAAAUUAAACAUUUUCAUUUAAAAUGUAAUAUAUUUAUAAGCUACUCCCACUGCUGGUUUACAACGAAAAUAAAGAUUCACAAUUCAAGAUUCAAAA